This is a messenger RNA of Gigantopelta aegis, 1529 nucleotides long. RefSeq lists its product as uncharacterized. The record is from RefSeq and is a predicted model, not a curated record. The transcript has 3 exons. Bases 270 to 1457 code for a protein of 395 amino acids. Gene Ontology annotation, biological process: positive regulation of DNA-templated transcription. Gene Ontology annotation, molecular function: ubiquitin-protein transferase activity. Lineage: Eukaryota; Metazoa; Mollusca; Gastropoda; Neomphalida; Peltospiridae. Gene Ontology annotation, cellular component: nucleoplasm; chromatin.
AGCUACUGGUAUAUAAAUGAUUUAUUAAAUGAGCUAUUUUUGUUAUUCGUUAAUGCUUAGUUUAAACAUUUGCUCGUUCAAAUGAACUAAUCGCUUAAAUGUCUUUGCACCCAAACCCAAAUACUUAACCAUGAGGUGGAAACCUGGAUCACAAGUUUCGAUCUUUUUGAAACCUAAAGAUUCGAGGUUACCUAGCUGUCACGUACAUCUGAUAUUCCUGGAGACUUCUUAACAAAGGGUAGUAAUUGAAAGUACAUUUCAGCUUGAUCAUGGCCGUCUGCAACCCCAAGGAUACUGUAGAGGUUGACAAGGACCACCUAUGUUGCUGCAUAUGCAUCAGUCUGCUCACAGUACCCAAGAUGUUAGGCUGCGGUCACACGUUCUGCAGACAGUGUCUUCAGAACUACAUAGAGCACCAGAAGGACGCCGUGCAGCGAUGCGGCUUCGACUGUCCUCUGUGCAAUCAGUUUACUACAAUACCAAACCCAGUUGCUGGAUGGGCAGAUCAGUUUGCAACAGACUUCCGGAUUCAAGCCAUGAUUGAAGGCGCACCAGACUCCGUUGGCAAACCUGUCCAUGCGGAAGGUGCAGUCAGUUUACAAAUGAGUGAUGUUCCAGCACGUGACCGGAAGUUUAUUUUGGUGAACACGAUUCCCAGCAGGAGGAAUGAGGAUACGAAAGUACCACGAAUCAUCGACUUGGUCGUCCUCGUGCAGGAGGGACGUGACGUCAUCGUCGUCUGCGACUCUGACAACACGUGCGUGAAGGCCUUUUGGUUCGACCCGCUCAAGGACAGGGAGAUGAGCUGUAAACUGAUCAUUGACUCGCAAGAUAACAUCGUCCUCGGCAGGAUGGCUAAAAUAAAUGACACUCAGAUUGCACUUUCGGUCUUCCAAAGCACCAAGAUAUACAUCAUCAACGUGAACAACGGGCUGAGCAUCCACACCACAAUGGACACAGGAAGCAGACUUCAGGGCAUCGGAGUCAUCAAAUCACAGCCUCACUCGGCACCCGAGACUAGACUGGUUGUCGGUUUUGAAGGAGGGUUAUCAGUUCUCGAUAUAGACGGCACAAUUGUCAAACCCAUGGAUAUCGAUAUUUUUGGCAGUAAAUAUACGGGAAAGCCAUGGUAUCUAGCAAUAACACCCGCUUGUAAUAUCCUUGUGUCGGACAGUCACAACUGUCUGCUUUGUGUGACCCAGAAAAGGGAAGUGUUGUGGAAAUAUCCUACAAAAGAUCCAGCUGGCGUAGACUGUGAUGCACACGGUAAUAUUUACCUAGCUAUCUGCAGUGAAAACAAGGUGGUUCUCUUGUCUCCUGGAGGAAAGGUGCUCAAAGAAGUGCUAUCACACAGUGAUCGUAUUCAAACGCCACGAGGCAUUUGUUACAGUUCUGAGAAAAGCAAGUUGUACAUAGCGGAGCUGAACGGUUUGAUAAAGAUUUUUGAACAUAAAUAAAAUAAUAUGAACAACCCGGUAAACACAAACACAAAAGCCCCAAUAAAAACACCACCAACAAUAAGAACAAUG